GUCAUUAAACUCCUUACGCAAGACGGGGGAUUACUAAUGGAUCCGAGCACUAAUGUGGACCAUAUCCUGAGAAAUCUGGGAAAGUUUGGCCGCUUUCAGGCUUUGCAGUUACUGUUAACCUUUGUGACUAUAUGGUCAGCUGCUUUCAGUUUGAUGAGUUCAGUGUUCACAGGAUACAAACCAGAAUUCAAAUGCUCACCACUAGGAAAUGAAUCUUCUAGUAUCGUAACAGCCAAUGUGUCGGAAAAGUUGAUGGUGGUAUAUAAGGAAUGUACAAUUCAUUUGUUCCAGAAUAGCACAAAUAGUACUGAGCAGGGCAAAGAGUUACCCUGUCCAUCUGGCUAUCAGUACAUCGUACCAAAGGAUACCAGUUUUGUCACAGAGUUUGACUUGGUGUGUGGUGACGACAGUUUGGCGGAGGUGUCGCAAAUGUUGACUAUGGCGGGUAUGGGACUUGGUGCCGUACUGUCCUCAAUUAUUUCUGACCGAUAUGGACGGAAAGUCGUUCAAGUAGGAGCACACAUAGCCAUCUUUCUGGCCGGAUUCGGUGUAGCUUUCGCCCCUAACUAUACCGUUUUGAUUGUUUUCAGGUUUAUAUCUGGUGCUCUUCAACAGGCGCUGGCAAUGGUUGGUGCUGUUUUGGCCAUGGAAUGGGUCCCACAAGAAUGCCGCUUUCUGUGUGAAGUGUUCGGUCUGUUAUUUUGGACUACUGGUGUAGUUCUGGUGACACCAAUCGCUUACUUAAUGCGUGACAACACUUGGAGAGACUUCCAACUAGUCUUAACACUGUGCUCUUCAUAUAGCCUGAUUCAAUACUGGAUUCAGGAGGAGUCGAUUAGAUGGUUAUUUAUUAAUGGUAAAACAGAUCAAGCGGAACGAAUACUGCGGAAGGCAGCGAAGUGGAACAAAGUAAAUUUUGAUGAUGUCAUUUCAAAUACUGAAGAAGAAUAUAAGCUAACCAAGACUGAUAUUGAAACUGCUUCAAAGACGUUUACAAGUUACGGAAAGGACGGAAGAAACAGGGCGGGAGCAAGGAACGAAAAUCUCAAUAAAGAAAACGAUUUCAAAGUAGAACACUACACAAUCUUAACGAUAUUCAGGAGCAAAUCUGUGCUAAAGAACUCUAUCAUAAUGUGGUUCACAUGGUUGACCAACAGUUUGACUUACUUCGCGCUGACGCUGACAUCUACAACUUUGGCAGGGAACCGGUUUCUGAACUACUUCUUCAGUGGAGCUGUAGAGUACAUUGCCUGCUUUUUAGAAUACAUCAUGAUGAAGAGAAUAGGUCGACGGUCAAUAAUUGUCAUAUUUAAUGCUGCCUCUGCUUUGGCGUUACUGACUGGAACACUUCUUCACUACUUCGCAGAUGGGGAAUCUGUCAUGAUCACAGCGUCAGUGGUUUUCACACUGGUAGGGAAGGCAGCCAUCACCGGGUCGUUUAGUACUAUUUUCCUGUACACUCCUGAACUCUAUCCCACCAAUCUCAGAAACGUUGGAAUCGGAGUGUCGUCAGCUUUUGCACGCGUUGGUGGCAUGUUGUCCCCUUUUGCGGGAACUUUGGCCAAACAUGUCUCAUGGGCACCAGGAGCUAUCUUUGCCUGUAUGUGUUUUAUAGUUACUAUAUCAGUUUUCAGUUUACCUGAAACACGCGGAGUUGAACUUCCAUCAACAAUGAACGAACUUAAAAUGUGGUAUAAAAUUCAGUCAAAACGCAAGAUAAGAAAGCAAGAUACGUAAUAUAUUUGUUUGUUGUUUUACUCAAAUGGGUAUUUUAAGGAUAGGUCCGUGAUACUGGAUGUAAUUGUGUACCCAUUUCGUUAUAAAAGUUUUUCAGGAGAAGGACUGUGUCAGAUUGGACUUCGAUUAACCGAAUUUC
Molecule: messenger RNA, 1876 nt
Organism: Ostrea edulis (European flat oyster)
Lineage: Eukaryota; Metazoa; Mollusca; Bivalvia; Ostreida; Ostreidae
Product: organic anion transporter 3-like
Exons: 10
Coding region: 37-1737 (566 amino acids)
Biological process (GO): transmembrane transport
Cellular component (GO): membrane
Molecular function (GO): transmembrane transporter activity
Source: RefSeq, a predicted model, not a curated record